AGUUGGCACCAACGCACCCGCCACUGCCCGCCAUCACCACCAUAACAUCCCGUUGGAAUGGUGCAUGUUCAGAACGUUCAACUCUGUGUGCCUGCAGAUGUCUCAGACCGGAGAGAUCAUCUGAGAGUCUACCCUUGAUAUUAUAAUUCCGGAGAGUCUGGCGAGCAUCCGGAAUCCGGAUCUUCACUCCUGAUGAGUCAUUCAUAGACGCUACUGAGAUAUAUGUGCCGCCGCAGUAGCUAUAGCCUGCUAUAGCAAGUAUUGAGGUUAUCGCAAUGCGCUCUCAUUCUCUCGUGGUAGUUCUGAGCCUAGGGUCAGCAGCUCUAGCACUACUUGGUCAAUUCCCUGUUAGUACUACUGAUGAAAGCGCUCGACCCUUGGACAUUGCCAACUUGGACGAUGACAAAUCACAUUCAUAUAGUUUCGAUUCAAAGACUGCGCAAUGGAGGUUUGACGAAGGUCCUGCCGAGAACGCGACAGGGAACUUGAUCUUCGACACUGUCCAUUCAUUCCUGCAACACUGGCCAAACACUCGGUACCGUAAUGGACAUAACAUAGUACCAGGAGUGGUUCCAACCGGUACUUUGUUGUAUCACGGCACCAGCCGCAAAACGAUACCCAGUGGGCCCGAAUGGACUGCUACAGACCCAGAGCAUUCUCUUCUUUUCGCUGCCCGUGGAACAGAUAGUGGCUGGCACCUCACGCUGGCAACAACGCGACCUCUCAAAAUCUUGUACUUUGAUGGAAGUAGUGCUGCUAAGGUAGCCGAGGGUACAAUGGAUACGCAGGAUAUAAUAGCCUGGGAAGAAGUGCAACCCGAGCGAUUCUUCGAUGAAAGAUCGCGGAUUGAAGAUCUCUGUAAGUGGGGAAAGGAGUUCGGAAUCGAUGGUUUCGCGAGGAUGGAAAUGGACUUUGAAGUUAUGCUGUGCGAUUUUACGGCUGGUGUUGAGCUGGUAUCUUUCUUGUAUGUCCGGCUUUCACCGAAGGACAAAGACCAUUCCCCUCCCUCCCCUCCUCCAUUGGAUCCCAACAACCAGGUUCGCAGAUUCGAAGUCAUGCACUCUGGCUCAUGGCACAAUCGCUACCCAGGAGAUUCUCGCAUUGUGCUCGACCUGACUGGUCUUGUCUCGCUGUAUGAUAUCGCACUGGCACCUUCCCUCGUCCCGGUUCGCGCGGGGCUUGAACGGUGGGACCACCGGGUGUUCGGAAUAUCAUCAAACGACAUAUCGAAGGUGAUGAGAAAGCUCACCGAAGUCAUUAGUCGGCCACACCCGACAAACAGCGGCCUUGACUGGAAGACCCUCAUCCACGUCAUCGUCGAUCGAUAUGCGAAUCGACUUGAGUUGAUGCAAUAUCUCCUGAAUUUCACCUCAUCAGACCCGCAAGAAGUCCUUGAACGAGCGAAACUCGCGCAAAUCCAGCUCCGUGUUAUGGUUAUGCCGUAUCUAUUAGAUUCCACUGUCGUCCCUAGCGCAGGUGCUUCAGGUGUCGACACUCUGCAGUGGGCGUCCCCAAUUUUCAGGCUAUGUGCCACGACACAUACCUCCGUGAUGAUAAGCCAAAUACCCUUCAUGACGCCUUCGGAACACUUGCUGCUGAAAGCUGUCGAGGAGACAACGAGAGAGAUCUGCCGCGUCACUACGAAAAUGUGGGCCGUAGGUGUCAUGAACGGGCUCGACACUCUUUUCCCUGUUGAACUGAGUGGAGAUCCUGAUGUCCUCCAAAUAAUGGAUGAUCGGAGACAAGACAUCGAGAAGCUGAUGUCUUGGUUAGACUGGAGUAUAUGGAUUAAAUGCCGACCUGCCUGCGGCCCAGAGGAAAUGUGUUAUCUUCCUACUUGGCCUAACAAUGCCCCCGGGCGAAGGCAUCCACGUCAACCUCCACGGGACCCGCAGAAUAGCACGGGUGCACCAGCAGAAGUACAGGAUCUUGCUGAUCGAGUCGGGUAUCCACCCGAGGGUUCAGUAAUUGCAGAUGAAUUUUCCUUCAUUGGGACACCAGAGGAAUGGAGGAAGCCUCAACCGAAGUGCAUUAGGCGCCUCCCGCCGUACGGUUUCUGAUUCACGGGCCUUCACAUCGUUCUUGCAAGCAUGAGUCAUCUAAUAGACGUACAUCUUUCCACCUCGUCAUACUGUGCUGCUCAUUUGCAAUCUAUUUGCUUGCCCUCCGAGUUUUCCCCUCCAAGUUGCUCUUCUAUUUUGUUUUACGAUAUUAUCAGUUGUAUAUGGCUACCAUCUGCACCUUCCAGCACGCUGUCCAGCACUGAUGCAGGCUCUCAUCGUGUUACCAGUUCUCGUUGCUUUUUUUCGUUCUUUCGUUCCAGUACUAUAUGGCGACCACCUGUACUUUUUAUGGAUAUCAAUACAUCAAUGACAAUACGACAAUAAAAACUACUAAAAAUGCAACAGCUACAUCGUUGUACCUGACGGUGACUUCGCAGUAGUAUUUGGAGCGAACAUA
Messenger RNA from Suillus fuscotomentosus, 2460 nucleotides. RefSeq lists its product as uncharacterized. The transcript is spliced from 7 exons. Lineage: Eukaryota; Fungi; Basidiomycota; Agaricomycetes; Boletales; Suillaceae. Bases 276 to 2060 code for a protein of 594 amino acids. The record is from RefSeq and is a predicted model, not a curated record.